Molecule: messenger RNA, 810 nt
Organism: Cooperia oncophora
Lineage: Eukaryota; Metazoa; Nematoda; Chromadorea; Rhabditida; Trichostrongylidae
Source: the annotation of a GenBank genome assembly
AUGGAGCAGUCAUCGCAGAUCGUUGAAUACACUACCGUUGAUCAGAGUAAACGGGAGCCGAUUAGGAAACCAUUAGCGUCAUCACAUAGCAUUGGGAAUGUUGAAUCUUUCAUAGAUCCGGCGAGCUCAGAGCAGUCUACUUCGGCACAACAACGGUUUGUUUCCUUACAGAGUUUACCUGGACAAGGUCGGCAGUUUGGAUCGUCGAUUAUUGGAGAUAAUUGCCUUGUGUCAGGCACACCUCAGGAGGAUGAAUUACCGUUGCCGCCAAACUGGGCAGUAGAAGUGACCCCAGACGGCUACAGGUAUUAUGUGGACCACAAUACCUGCAGAACCCACUGGAUUCACCCAUUGGCUAGAGAGAAUUUACCACCUGGAUGGAAUAAAAUAUUUCAACCCAACACUGGUGUUAUUUAUUACAAUGAGAUGGAUGGAAGGUCUCAAGUAGAGCAUCCUGGCCUCGCCCAACCACUGAAUCAACCGAUAAGUCAGCCAAUUGUACCUAUUAAUCGAACGGAAUCGAUGAUGGUUGCGAGUAGACGUGCAGAAAGCGCUGUGGAGCAUCUUAAUAUCAUCCAUCACGAAGAGGUACCUGAAUGGCUCUUGAUGUACUCACAGGCUGAUACAUCCCUUGAUCAUUUACUUGAGUGGGAAUUAUUCAACACGAUGCAGUUAGAGCACUAUGAAGAAAUGAUGCUGAAAUUGUACAAACAAGAGGUUAUCGACACGGUUCGGAGGUAUGAGCGCAUGCGGACCUUGCUUAACCGAGAGAUCGUUCGACGGACUCAACCGCAUCCUCGCAAUGAGUAG